Messenger RNA from Geodia barretti, 999 nucleotides. NCBI's taxonomy places the organism in Eukaryota, Metazoa, Porifera, Demospongiae, Tetractinellida, Geodiidae. The record is from the annotation of a GenBank genome assembly.
UACUACUUCAACAACAUGCUGAUGUCAGCAUCUGUAAGACGAAUGGUUGGACUCCUCUAAUGGCAGCAUCAUUCAAUGGACAUACUGAUGUUGUACAAACACUGAUUGAGGCUAAGGCACAGAUCAACACACAGGAAGAGGAUGGCAGGACUGCUCUUCACCUGGCAGCUCAAAAAGGCAAAGUUGAUGUGGUGAGACUACUGACUGAAGCUCAGGCUCUGGUCAACAUACAGACCGAGGAUGGCAUGACUCCUCUCUACAUUGCCAGUGAGGAAGGACAUGGAGCAGUUGUUAAUUUACUACUUCAACAACAUGCCGAUGUCAACAUCUGUAAGAAGAAUGGCUGGACUCCUCUAAUGACAGCAUCACUCAAUGGACAUACUGAUGUUGUACAAGCACUGAUUGAGGCUAAGGCACAGAUCAACACACAGAAAGAGGAUGGCAGGACUGCUCUUCACAUGGCAGUUAAAAAAGGCAAAGUUGAUGUGGUGAGAUUACUGACUGAAGCUCAGGCUCUGGCCAACAUAUGGACUAAGGGGGACAGACCCAUUGACAUUGCCAGAUCUAACGGUCACUCUGAGAUUGUUGAAAUCCUACAGAGAAUGUAGCAUUUUUUGACAUUGUAAUGCACACUGUAUACACACAACUUUAACUUUGUCAAAAUGAUAUGAUGGAGUCUGGCGAAAAGAUUCAGAUAUUUUAGUAUCAUACUACACAUAGCAGUAGUAGCUACUUGUAGAGUCUUGAUGGUAGAUUUCUUCCCUGUGGUCCCCUGGGUCUAGGAAAACUGGAGGUCAGAGAGGUCAGGUCACUGACAUGAGUUGCCUGCAUGGGGGAAAUGUCAUAUCUGUCAUCAAUUGGAACAUUUCUAACAUGAUUGGCGAACAAAGCGAGCCUACCUGUCUGAAUUGUGCAAUUUUAUCUAGUAUCUGAAAUACAUGCACGCAACACAGAUAAACAGCUGAAAUAUUUGCACUCGCAUUCACUCGCCAAUCAAUG